AUGCUCCAAACCCAACAACCUGCUACCAGGGGCAAGAAACCAGAGAAAGGGAAAGGAAAGAAAGUGGUCAAAGGGGCGAAAGGCCCUACUCCUAAGAAGAGAAAAUCAUCAAAGGCAGACCAAUCACCUCCACCGAAGAAGAAGAAGAAAACACAACCUAAAAGAAAACUUAUUCUUGCUUCUUCAUCAAUCGAAUCAGAGGAUGAAAGUUCAGACUCAGUGGAGACGGUUCGUGGCGACUCUCCUCCCCCCACAAAAACCACAACCACUGGAGUUGGAACCAACGUAUCUGAUACGGGGGAUCGUACUUCAGCACCCGAAGACACACCUAUAACCGAACCCACUUCCAUACCCGAACCUACUCUCACAAGCAAACCUCCACCAUCGCCUUUAUCUCCCAAUCACUCAGCCGAAACCGAGACAUUUUUAGGAGGGGAAGAUAUGACUUUCGAUUCAGUUUACUAUAGUUCUUACCAGGUUCAGAGCGAUGAUGAUGAUGAUGAUGCUCCUGUCACCAAAAAGCACAUCAAGGAACAUCAUGAGAAGAUUGAUAAUCUCGUCGCUUCUUCCUCCUCCUCUUGGUCCCAUAUCACGGAAGCUGCCAUUCAGGGGAUGGUCGAAACUUUCACCAAGGCACAUGAAGCCUCCAUCAACUCUGCUAUUGUUGCUAUAGAUGCAUCAAAAAGGCUUGUGCUGCUGCGACCGAAAAAGUCGAAAAACUAUUUCGAGAUGCUACCCACUUUUUGGAGUAUUUGCAGGGGGCAGCCGAAUCUAAUGCAUCGAAGAUCAAUUCGGUUGUUUAGAAGCUGA
Messenger RNA from Lactuca sativa (garden lettuce), 810 nucleotides. The record is from RefSeq and is a predicted model, not a curated record. Lineage: Eukaryota; Viridiplantae; Streptophyta; Magnoliopsida; Asterales; Asteraceae.